AAUGCCAAUAUGCAACGAGUCGGCAUACCCCAACAUCUCCAGCCGCAUCUUGGUGCUCAGCAAGGACAGCACCAAACCCCACAACAAGCACAGCAAUACAACAGCAGCAAGCUCAGCAGCAAGCUAACAACCAAAUGCACCAGGGCAACCAACCCGGUCACCCCGCUCAUAUGAACCCUCAACAAAUCCAACUCCAGCAGGCUCAGUUAGCACAGUCGAUGGCGCAUCCGGUCCCUCAAGGCCCUCAAGGUCAAGGACCACAACCCCAACCUCAGCCUCAGGGACAGCCUCAGCAACAAGGCCAACAACCACAACCGCCACAACCAGGGCAGCAACAGCAGCAGCAGCAGCAGCAACAACAGCAGCAACAACCCGGCCCGCAACCAGGCCCGCAACCACAACCGAAUACUCAAGGUCCUCAAAGAGCCCCGACGCCAGCUGUUGCGCAGCCGAACCAAACGCAAAACCAAGGACCAAAUCCUACAACAGGAAAUCAACCGCAACCGCCGCAAAAUCAACCGCAGCCUCCCAAUGGUCCGCAAAAUCCACCUCAACAACCUACUGCGCCGACAAUUCAGGCAGGUCAACAUCUCCAGCUCACGAAUAACAUACAGCAGCAAUUGCUACAGCAGCAACAGCAACAAAAGAACGAUGGCAUGAAGGGCCAUUGCCUACUAAAACUCCUUCAGUUUGGUGAACAUCUAAGCGGAUACCCAGCCCAGGGAUUGAGAAUGAGGGACGAUUUGACAUACUGGAAUAAUUUUGUAGCGCAAUUUUUCUCGCCAAGGGGAGUUUUCAGAAUCUCUCUAUUUUAUAUCGAUACCAAUAUAGCGAGCGAGGAGCACGUCGACAAGCAUCACGAGAUAACACAACCCGCUCUAGCACGAUAUUUUCACACACAUUUCGAAAGCGGAGUUAGGAGAAUUAAUUUGACCUUCGAGAAGGGCAUUACUGACAGACCACUGCCAAACGGUUGCCACUUCAUCGAGAACCAAAAGGCAAAUCUAACCUAUUGGUUCGAUAACUCCCAUGUCGUAGCUACAGGAACUUUAAGAGCGCAGUUCGACAGCGAACAAAAACUUGAGCUAUUGGAAUUCAUUACCCAAGGUCACGAAGAGUAUCACUCUCGAAAGAUGGUGAUCGAAGCGGCCAAGCCAGCACACAAUUGGGUUAAGGAGUGGUUGAAGGUGAAUGGUCAAGGGGACGCGCGGCUGUCCCCGGAAAUGAGCAAAAAGGGCAAAGCAAAGUCAAUGAAAUCGCCGCCAAACCCACCUCCUGAUAUUGAUUUACCCCAGUCGGCCGUCAAACAAAACAUAGGCAUCACAGAAGCAGUGUUCCAAUUUCUCGAGAUUAUCGAAGUCGUUGGGCAGAUGAAUCCGCUAUUCAAUUUCUACCACACUCAUCCCGGCCGCUCCCCUUAUGUCGCUCUGGAGCAAUAUGUUAAUCAGAAUAUUACCAAUGUUCCGCAACAACCGAUAAUAAACGGCCAACCCCAGGUCAACGGCCCACCGAAUCCGCGAACCCCUAGCUUCGGCCAAUUCCCCAUGGGCGCUUCACCAGCAGCUACGCAUCUGCAACUGCCCAAUUCACCUCAUAUAGGCAGCCCCGCUCAAGGACAUAUGCAAGCGCCAGGCAUGCAAUUACAGCAAACAAGCAACAAGCGAAGGCGGCCAUCGACAGUCAAAACCGAAGAUGAAAGCGGCGCACCGACGCCCGUGAGUAUCGGGGGUGCUCAAGUUAAUGGUGUUGGAAUGGCUAACAAGAAGCCACCUACGCCUAGAAUGCAAAAGCGCGUAAAGACAAAUCCAGCAUGAUGCCUAACGUCCCAAGGGACCAUAUUUUCAAAUCGAAAAAGGAAAAAGAGAAAGGGGAGAGAAAACAAAAUUCAAAACAAGCAUACCGGCGUCUCUUCUGGCUACGGAACUCUGUACUGUUGUUCGAUCUUGGCUCGGCUGUUUCAUACGCACUAUUACAUCGGCUGGACGUUCAGGAUUUGCAUUUUUGGGACUUGGGGAGGUUCGGAGGCCUUCAGCGAUUC
Hypoxylon trugodes is the source of this 2038-nucleotide messenger RNA. RefSeq lists its product as uncharacterized. The transcript is spliced from 7 exons. The record is from RefSeq and is a predicted model, not a curated record. Gene Ontology annotation, cellular component: transcription regulator complex; nucleus. The coding region runs from base 135 to 1814 and encodes 559 amino acids. Gene Ontology annotation, biological process: negative regulation of transcription by RNA polymerase II; positive regulation of transcription by RNA polymerase II. Lineage: Eukaryota; Fungi; Ascomycota; Sordariomycetes; Xylariales; Hypoxylaceae.